Molecule: messenger RNA, 13106 nt
Organism: Sitodiplosis mosellana (orange wheat blossom midge)
Lineage: Eukaryota; Metazoa; Arthropoda; Insecta; Diptera; Cecidomyiidae
Exons: 1
Coding region: 1-11340 (3779 amino acids)
Biological process (GO): amino acid activation for nonribosomal peptide biosynthetic process; secondary metabolite biosynthetic process
Cellular component (GO): cytoplasm
Molecular function (GO): catalytic activity; phosphopantetheine binding
Source: RefSeq, a predicted model, not a curated record
AUGUAUAUUGGUGGAGCUGCCGUAGCUCGUGGCUAUCUUAACCAUCCAAAACUUACCGCGGAACGUUUUCUACUCGAUCCAUUCAGUGACAAUCCUCAAGCACGCAUGUUCCGCACCGGUGAUCGAGCACGAUAUUUGCCUGAUGGCAAUUUGGUAUAUUUGGGACGCAUAGACCAGCAAGUAAAAGUUCGCGGUUUUCGAAUUGAGCCUGGUGAAAUUGAAGCCCAUCUAGUAGAACAUCCACAGGUGCGCGAAGCUGUUGUAAAAUCCUAUGGGAAUGGAACAGAUGCUCAUCUUGUGGCUUAUGUGGUGGCCGAUGCGAAUACAUCGUUGGCAAAGGAUUUACGUACAUAUCUAUCGACAUUGCUGCCUGAACAUAUGGUACCAGUGGCUUAUGUUUGUCUACCUUCUCUACCGCUCACACCCAAUGGCAAACUAGAUCGACGGGCACUACCAGCUCCAGAUGAUGAAGCGUUUUCUCGUCAACAGUAUGAAGCUCCGCAGGGUGAAAUGGAAGAAACACUGGCAAAAAUCUGGUGUAGAAUCUUUGGGAUCGAGCAAGUUAGCCGAUAUGACAACUUUUUUGCACUGGGAGGCCAUUCGUUAUUGGUUGUACAGCUAUUAGGACAUUUGAGACAGAACGGAUUAGAUACUUCUGUGCGGGAAGUGUUUGAUGCUCCCAAUCUGGCUGUGUUAGCUGCGACGCUCAUUCGAUACCAAGCAGCCACCAUUCCACUCAAUAUCAUUACCACAGACAGCACAGAGAUCACUCCAGAAAUGUUACCACUUAUCACUCUUUUCCAGGCAGAUAUUGAUACGAUUGUUACACAAGUGCCUGGUGGAGUAACUAACAUCCAAGAUAUUUAUGGAUUGGUGCCUUUACAACAGGGUAUGUUGUUCCAUCAUCUGAGGUCCGUAGAGGGCGACCCAUACUUGAUUGCAAUGCGUAUGAUAUUUAAUGACCGUACGGCACUUGAACGUUAUGCAAAUGCUCUGCAGAAGACAAUAGAGAGACACGAUAUUCUUCGUACCAUCUUCAUCUGGGAAGGUCUCAGGGAGCCGGCGCAGAUCGUUUUGCGUAAGGUUCCUUCGUUACUCACCGAGGUUACAUUGGAUGAUACCAGUGAACCGAUAUUGGAGCACUUGAGCCGCCGCUUUGAUCCGCGUUACUACCGUUUCGAAUUGACACAAGCACCGCUAUUGCGUUUACUUGCCACACCAACGUCUGAAGGGAGCUGGGUGGCAAUACAACUGAUGCAUCACCUAAUUAUUGAUCAUUCAACACUGGAGAGGCUGCAGGUGGAAGUUCACGCUAUCAUUGACGGAAAGAUUGAACAGUUAACAACACCAACUUCAUUCCGUAAUGUUGUGGCUCAUGCCCAGCUGGGAGUUAAACCAGCCGAGCAUACUCGAUUCUUCAGUGAAAUGCUCGGUGAUAUUAACGAGCCAACCUUUCCAUUCGGUUUGAGAGAGUUUGAUCUGGACGAAACUGAAAUCAAUGAAGCAUAUCUGAAGAUGUCACAGGUACUUAAUGAUCAGUUACGUGCGCAUGCACGUAAGCUUCAAGUCAGUCUGGCCAGUAUUUGUCAUUUGGCUUGGGCACAAGUAAUUUCUCGAGUUAGUGGUCGACAGGCAGUAGUCUUCGGUACCGUGUUACUUGGCCGUUUACAGGGAAAAGGAAAUGACAAUGUUAUGGGACCGAUGAUUAACACACUACCACUAAGGCUAGAUCUUGAUGGUAGAUGUGUGGAGACCGCGGUGCGUGAUAGUCAUGCUCAGUUGAGUGCGUUGUUACGGCACGAAUACGCCCCGCUUGUGUUAGCACAACGCUGCAGUGGAGUUCCAGCUGAUAUGCCCUUAUUCAACACACUACUGAAUUAUCGCCAUAGUCAACAGACUGAACAAGUCAACGAAACAAUUAGAGGAAUCACUCUCUUUGACGGUAAUGGUCGAACUAAUUACCCAUUAACAAUCUCGCUGGAUGAUAACGACGAUGCUUUGUGCUUGACUGUCCAAGUAGUCACACCAAUGUCAGCAGUUCGAAUCGGUGCAUAUAUGCAACAAGUUAUGGAAUCGAUGGUUGAUGCUUUAUCACAAACGCCUCAACAGAUGAUAAGAACAUUGACAAUAAUACCACCAGAUGAACGCACAUUACUGCUGCACACGUGGAAUCAAACGAUGGUUAUCUAUUCACCUGUAUGUUGUCUUCAUCACAUAUUUGAAGCACAGGUCGAACGUGAUGGACAAACAAUUGCAGUGGAGUACAAAGGCAAGACUCUGAGCUAUGCGGAACUCAAUGCCGAAUCCAAUCGAUUGGCACAUUACUUGAUCGAGCGAGGCGUCAAAUCCGAUGAUCGCAUCGCACUUUGCGUUGAGCGCAGUGCAACAAUGAUUAUAGCAAUGCUGGGUAUUCUGAAAGCUGGCGCUGCAUAUGUACCACUCGACCCAGCCUAUCCGAGCCAACGACUGACCAAUACUUUGCACGAUGCUGAUCCGAUAUUUUUGUUGACAGAUGCAACUGGCCGAAAAGUACUUGGAGACCAUAAAGUGCCUGUGAUUGACUUAGAUGAACCGUUGCCUGAUGAUUUGUCAAUCGAUAACCCGGACGUGACCAGUCUUGGACUAACUCCAAAUCAUCUCGCUUAUGUAAUUUACACCUCUGGUUCAACAGGAACACCGAAAGGAGUAAUGGUUGAACAUCAGCAAGUCGUACAACUCUUUGCGGCUACAAGCGAAAAAUUUGAUUUCAAUAAACAAGACAAAUGGUGUCUAUUCCAUUCGUAUUCCUUCGAUGUUUCGGUAUGGGAGAUAUGGGGAGCAUUCUCGAAUGGUAGUCAACUGUCGAUUGUACCAUAUGAAAUCAACCGUUCAACGGACGAAUUUCAUGAUUGGAUCUGCGGCAGUGGUGUUACUGUGCUAAAUCAAACGCCCUCGGCGUUUAAAAUGCUUAUGCGAGCGAUGAAUAUGAGUUUACGAACCAAUCGACUGCGAUAUAUUAUAUUUGCCGGUGAAGAGCUAGAUCCAAUGAUCGUAAAAGAAUGGUAUGAAAAGUACGCUGAAAAUCAAACAGUCUUGGUCAAUAUGUAUGGCACAACGGAAACAACAGUUCAUGCGACCUAUCAACGUCUGGAAACUGAAGAAAAUGUUCACACAGUCGGACGACCACUCUCCGAUCUUUGUGUAUAUUUGCUGGAUUCAUAUGGCGAGCCAGUGCCACUGGGAGCCGUGGGAGAAUUGUAUAUCGGUGGUGCUGGUGUGGCUCGUGGUUAUCUAAAUCAACCUGAACUUACCGCAGAACGUUUUCUACCCAAUCCAUUCAGUGACAAUCCUCAAGCACGCAUGUACCGAACCGGUGAUCGAGCACGAUAUCUGCCUGAUAGUAAUCUAGUUUAUCUGGGACGCAUAGACCAGCAAGUAAAAGUUCGCGGUUUUCGAAUUGAGCCUGGUGAAAUUGAAGCCCACUUAAUCGAAAACCCUCAGGUGGACGAGGCAGUUGUACAUAUGUAUGGAAAUGGACCAGAUGCUCGUCUUGUAGCUUAUGUGGUGGCCGACGCGGGUUCAUCGUUAGCACAGGAUUUGCGUACAUAUCUAUCGACCUUAUUGCCUGAAUAUAUGGUACCAGUAGCUUAUGUUUGUCUACAAUCCUUACCAUUGACACCCAACGGCAAACUAGACCGGCGAGCACUACCGCCUCCGGACGAUGAAGCGUUUGCUCGUAGGCAGUAUGAAGCUCCACAGGGUGAAAUGGAAGAGAAACUGGCCGAUAUUUGGUGUUACCUGCUUGGUGUUGAACGCAUAAGUCGUCAUGAUAAUUUCUUUGCGCUGGGAGGCCACUCCUUAUUGGUCGUACGACUGUUGUCACAGUUGAGACAGACCGGUCAAGACACCACCGUACGAGAAGUGUAUAAUUCUCCAACUCUGGCCAUUUUGGCUACGAAGCUUGCCUGUUAUGAAGCAGUUACUAUUCCACCUAAUCUCAUUACUUCAGAUUGCACGUCAAUCACUCCAGAAAUGUUACCACUUAUCACACUUUCUCAGGCAGAGAUUGAUGUAAUUAUUGCACAGGUACCUGGUGGAGUGGCGAAUACCCAAGAUAUUUAUGGAUUGGCGCCUUUACAAUAUGGUAUGUUGUUCCAUCAUCUGAGGUGCGAAGAGGGCGACCCAUACUUGAUUACAAUGCGUAUGCAAUUUAUUGACCGUACGGCACUUGAACGCUAUGCAGAUGCCCUUGAACAAGUGAUUAAAAGACACGAUAUCCUUCGUACCAUCUUCAUCUGGGAAGACCUCGGUGAGCCGGCGCAGAUCGUUUUGCGUAAGGUUCCUUCGUUACUCACCGAGGUUACAUUGGAUGAUACCAGUGAACCGGUAUUGGAGCACUUGAGCCGCCGCUUUGAUCCGCGUUACUACCGGUUCGAAUUGACACAAGCACCGCUAUUGCGUUUACUUGCCGCACCAACGUCUGAAGGGAGCUGGGUGGCAAUACAACUGAUGCAUCACCUUAUUAUUGAUCAUUCAACGCUGGAAAGAUUGCAAGUAGAAAUUCACGCUAUCAUUGACGGGAAGAUUGAACAGUUAACAACACCAACUUCAUUCCGUAAUGUUGUGGCUCAUGCCCAGCUGGGAGUUAUACCAGCCGAGCAUACUCGAUUCUUCAGUGAAAUGCUCGGUGAUAUUGAUGAGCCAACCUUGCCAUUCGGUUUGAGUGACGUUCGUCUGGAUGGGAAUCAUAUUAAUGAAUCAUAUCUGCCGAUGUCACAGACACUCAAUGACCAGUUACGAUCACUUGCACUCAAACUUGAGGUCAGUUUGGCCAGUAUUUGUCAUUUGGCUUGGGCACAAGUAUUGGCUCGAGCUAGUGGAUGUGAAGCGGUAGUAUUUGGCACUGUGUUAUUCGGCCGUUCACAAGGUGGAGAAGUGAAUAAUGUUACCAUGGGGCCUAUGAUUAACACACUACCACUACGGCUAGAUAUUAAUGAGACGGACGUCGAAACCGCAGUACGCCAUACUCAUGCACGGUUGAGUGCAUUGCUGACACACGAACACGCACUACUCGUGUUGGCACAACGCUGCAGUAGAGUUCCAGCUGAUACGCCAUUGUUCAGUGCAUUACUGAACUAUCGCCAUAAUCAACAAAGCACACAAGUCAAUGCGGCACUUCCGGGUGUAUCUUUCUUGGGCGGUGAAGAGCGAACAAAUUAUCCAUUAAUCCUGUCGGUUGAAGAUAAUGGUGAUUCGAUAUGUCUAACAGCACAAAUUGUUUCGACGAUGUCAGCCGCACGGAUCUGUACCUAUAUGCAACGAUCCGUGAUAUCGCUGGCCGAUGCGCUUAUCCACACCCCACAAAAACCAGUCAGGACAUUAACAGUGAUUCCAGCCGACGAACGCACAUUGCUGCUGCACACCUGGAAUCAAAUAACGGCUACCUAUCCAGUUAAGCUCUGUCUUCAUCAGUUAUUUGAGGAGCGGGUUAAAUGUGACGGACGGGCCAUUGCCGUGGAGAGUAAAGGAGAAAUUCUAAGCUAUGCGGAACUCAACACUAAAGCCAAUCAACUAGCACAUUACCUUAUCUCUAAAGGUAUCAAACCAGAUGAUCUAAUUGCACUUUGCGUUGAGCGCACUACGACAAUGAUCAUAGCAAUGUUGGGCAUUUUAAAAGCUGGUGGAGCCUAUGUACCACUCGAUCCAGUCUACACGAGUCAACGACUGAUCAAUAUUCUACAGGAUGUCAACCCUGCACUCUUGUUAGCAGAUGCUACUGGCUUAAAAGUACUCGGAGACCAUCAAGUACCCGUGAUUCACUUGGACAAUCCGUUACCUGAUGGUUUGUUAAUCGAAAAUCCAGAUGCAAUCAACCUUGGAGUCACUUCAAACCAUCUGGCAUAUUGUAUUUACACCUCUGGUUCAACAGGAACACCGAAAGGAGUAAUGGUUGAACAUUAUCAUGCAGCACAAUUACUCCAGUCCGUACACGAUAAAUUCAGUUUCAACAAAGAAGACAAGUGGUGUUUGUUCCAUUCGAUUUCUUUUGACUUUUCUGUAUGGGAGAUAUGGGGUGCAUUAUGCUAUGGAAGUCAACUGUCGAUUGUACCUUACGAUAUUACACGAUCGACAGACGAAUUUUACGAUUGGUUGUGUGCCAGCCGUAUUACUGUACUGAAUCAAACUCCUUCAGCAUUUAAAAUGCUAAUGCAAGCGAAAAACAUUAAUUCACGAUCCCAUCAACUGCGAUAUGUUCUUUUUGGUGGUGAAGCAUUAAAUUCAUUAAUUGUAAGUGACUGGUUUGAAAAUUACGCUAAAGGUAAAACUGUUCUAGCCAAUAUGUAUGGCCCUACUGAAACGGUAAUUUUUGCAUCAAUUUGGAUAUGUAAUGAUGGCAUUUCUGAAAAUUCGCUGAUCCCGAUCGGGCGUCCACUGUCCAACAAGCGAAUAUACCUGUUGGAUUCAUAUGGCGAGCCAGUGCCACUGGGAGCUGAAGGAGAAUUGUAUAUUGGUGGUGCUGGUGUGGCUCGUGGUUAUCUAAAUCGUCCUGAACUUACCAAAGAACGUUUUCUACCGGAUCCAUUCAGUGAAAACACUCAAGCACGCAUGUACCGAACCGGUGAUCGAGCACGAUAUCUGCCUGAUAGUAAUCUAGUUUAUCUGGGACGCACCGAUCAGCAAGUGAAAAUCCGCGGUUUUCGAAUUGAGCCUGGCGAAAUUGAAUCCCACCUAGUCGAACAUUCUCAAGUGAACGAGGCGGUUGUACAAUCCUAUGGUAGUGGAUCAGAUGCUCGUCUUGUGGCUUAUGUGGUGGCCUACGCGAAUAUAUCGUUAGCACAGGAUUUGUGUACAUAUCUAUCGAACCUAUUACCUGAAUAUAUGGUACCAGCGGCUUAUGUUUGUCUACCUUCUCUACCACUCACACCUAAUGGCAAGCUAGAUCGACGAGCACUACCAUCUCCGGACGAUGAGGCGUUCGCACAUCAAGAGUAUGAAGCUCCACAAGGCGAAAUAGAAGAAAAACUGGCAGAUAUCUGGCGUAAACUGUUAGGAGUUGAACGCAUUGGCCGGCAUGACAAUUUCUUCGCGUUAGGAGGACAUUCUUUGUUGGUCGUACGAAUGUUGGCACAGUUGAGACAGACCGGACUAGACACCACCGUACGGGAAGUAUUUGAUGCUCAAAAUCUGGCCUGUUUGGCUUUAACUCUCACCCGUUAUGAAGCAGUGACUAUUCCACCCAAUCUAAUAACCACAGACAGCAUGCUGAUUACUCCAGAAAUGUUACCGCUUAUCACUCUUUCUCAAGCAGAAAUCGAUAUGAUUAUUGCACAAGUGCCUGGUGGAGUAUCAAAUAUUCAAGAUAUUUAUGGGCUAGCACCUUUGCAGCACGGUAUGUUGUUUCACCAUCUGAUGGCCAAACAGGGAGAUCCAUAUUUGAUAGUAAGUCGACUGAGUUUCAUUGACCGGAAUAUACUUGAACGUUAUGCAGACGCCCUGGAACAGGUGAUGAGGAGACACGAAAUUUUGCGCACUGUAUUCUUUUGUGAAGGUCUCAACGAACCGGUGCAGGUCGUUCUACGCCAGGUUCCUUCGUUACUUACCAAAAUUACAUUAAAUGGUUGCAGUGAACCGGUACUGGAGCAGGUGAGCUACUUCAUUGAUCCACGUCACUACCGGUUAGACUUGACACAGGCACCAUUAUUGCGUUUGGUUGCUUCACAAACAUCUGAAGGAAGCUGGGUGGCAUUGCAAUUGAUGCACCACAUAAUUGGUGAUCAUUCAACAUUAGAGCGACUUCAGAAAGAAAUCCACUCAAUAUUUGAUGGGCAGAGUGAAAAUCUAACAGCUCCUACACCAUUCCGCCAAGCGGUGGCACAAGCUCGCUUGGGAGUGAAGCCAGCUGAACAUACCCGAUUUUUCAGUGAAAUGCUCGGUAAUAUUGACGAGCCAACUAUGCCAUUUGGUUUGAGCCACGAUGGUUGGGAUGGAACUGAUGGCAACGAAGCGCAACUAAAAUUGUCUCAUGAACUGUUUAUUCAGUUAGGAAAGCACGCAAGAAAUUUACGGGUCAGUUUAGCUAGUGUUUGCCAUUUGGCUUGGGCACAAGUACUUGCUCGAGCUAGUGGACGCGAAGCAGUAGUCUUUGGCACCGUUCUCCUAGGACGUUUACAGGCUGGAGAGGGAAAUGACAGUGCCAUGGGACCGAUGAUUAAUACGCUGCCAAUACGAAUUGAUAUUGAUGAUACGAGUGUCAAAACCGCUGUGCGCCAUACUCAUACUCGGUUGAGUGCAUUGUUAGCACAUGAACACGCGCCACUCGUGUUAGCACAACGAUGCAGUGGAGUUCCAGCUGGAAUGCCAUUGUUUAAUGCAUUGCUAAACUAUCGAAAUAGUCAGAAAAUUGAUCGGGCCAUUACGUCACUUGCUGGAGUCGGUUUCUUAGGCAGUGAAGUGAGAACUAACUACCCAGUAACCAUAUCGUUAGAUGACAACAAUUCUACUUUGAGCUUAUCGGUCCAGGUGGUUUCACUGAUGUCAGCAGUUCGAAUCAGUACAUAUAUGCAACAGGCUUUGGUGUCUUUAGUCAAUGCUUUGACCCAUACUCCACAAAAACCUAUUCGAAGCUUAUCUGUGAUGCCACCGGAAGAAGGCACGAUGUUACUGCACACUUGGAAUCAAACCAUGGUUUCCUACUCACCCGACUUCUGUCUUCACCAAUUAUUUGAGGCGCAGGUUGAACGCACUGAGCAUGCAAUUGCCGUUGAAUGUAAAGGAGAGACUCUAAACUAUACGGAACUCAAUAUCCAAGCCAACCGGUUGGCACAUUACCUGAUCGAAUGGGGAGUCAAACCAGAUGAUCGCAUCGCAGUUUGCGUCCAACGCAAUUUGGCACUAAUUAUAGCAAUGUUGGGCAUUCUGAAAGCCGGUGGCGCCUAUGUACCACUCGAUCCAGCUUAUCCCAGUCAACGGCUAACCAAUAUUCUACACGAUGCCAAUCCCAUUCUUCUAUUGACCGACGCUACUGGCCAGGAAGCACUCGGAUACCAUCAAAUACCAGUGCUUGAAUUGCACAAACCGUUACCCGUCGAUUUGCCAAACGAUAAUCCUGACGUAAUCAAACUUAGACUCACUCCAAACCAUCUAGCCUAUGUUAUUUACACCUCUGGCUCAACUGGAAAACCAAAAGGAGUGAUGGUUGAACAUAGAAAUGUAACCAACUGCCUUCAUUGGAUCAACGAGGCUUUCACAGCUGAAGACUUCAAGCACACUUCAUUUUCGACCUCCGUUAAUUUCGAUAUGUCUCUUUACGAAUGUUUCGCACCACUUUCGAUGGGAGCCACAUUACACGUCAUACCAAAUGCGCUCGCUCUUUCACCAUCGUCGAACAUCUCGAUGCUCAGUACGGUACCUUCGGCCGUGACAAUUAUACUUAAUGCGGACUCUCUGCCAUUGUCGCUCUGUGCACUGCAUUUCAUUGGAGAGCCGCUAAAAGCCAAUCUAAUCAAACGCAUUUUCACGCAUACUCAAGUCACUGAACUGUGUAAUCUAUACGGCCAAACAGAAACGUCGUUUUUCUCAACAUUGCACAAAUUUAAACGAGGUGAUGAAGUAAUCGAAACGAUAGGCCGGCCGAUUGCAAACACACAGAUAUACUUGCUUGAUUCAUAUGGUGAGCCAGUACCACUGGGAGCCGAGGGAGAAAUGUAUAUUGGCGGUGCUGCCGUAGCUCGUGGCUACCUAAACCAGCCUGAACUUACUGCGGAACGUUUUCUAUCCAACCCGUUCAGUGAUGAUCCAGCAGCACGCAUGUAUCGUACUGGUGAUCGAGCACGAUAUUUGCCUGAUGGCAAUCUAGCUUAUCUGGGACGCACAGAUCAACAAGUAAAAAUACGCGGUUUCCGAAUUGAGCCUGGCGAAAUUGAAGCCCGCAUAGUCGAAUAUCCACAGGUGCGCGAAGCUAUUGUACAAUCCUAUGGCAGUGGAACAGACGCCCGUUUGGUUGCUUAUAUUGUGGCUGACGAUGACACAUCUGUGGUCCAAAAUUUACGUUCUUAUCUAUCAACUUUACUGCCUGAUUACAUGGUACCAGUGGCUUAUGUGUGUUUACCAUCCUUACCGCUCACACCCAAUGGCAAAUUAAACCGACGAGCAUUACCAACUCCGGACGAUGAGGCAUUUUCUCGUCAACAGUAUGAAGAUCCACAGGGUGAAAUGGAAGAAAAAUUGGCUGGCAUUUGGCGUGAACUGCUGAGUAUUGAUCUUGUCAGCCGACAUGAUAAUUUCUUCGAAUUGGGUGGCCAUUCUCUACUUGUUAUGCAGUUUGUAAACAAAGCUAAACUCUGUAAUAUCCAUAUUGAUGCUCGUGGUGUAUUUUCGUUUCCGAUACUCAAAGAUUUAUCUCAACAAAUAACCCAUCGUUCAAAUAGAUUGUAUUGUGAUGAUGCUAUUCCUGUUCGUCAAUAUGGAAAUGGUGCACCUUUAUUUCUGUUGCCAGAUGGUUGGGGAGAUAUUUCUUAUGCUUUUGAAUUAUCCCAUGACAUAGAUAAAAAUAUACCCGUUUAUGUAUUGCCGUGGCCAUCGCCAGAGGAUAAACAGCCGUCAUCUAUUGAGGAAAUGGCUAUAACGAUGAUUCGUCUAAUGAAAAAAAUUCAGACAAAUGGUCCUUAUGCAAUUGCUGGCUACUCCGGUGGCGGUAUUUUAGCCUAUGAAAUGACUAAACAACUUGUAAACGGCGGCGAUCCUGUUUCGUUCCUAGGCUUAAUUGAUACGUAUCCAUCCAGCGAUAGACUAACCGAAACGGUGACAUUUUUAACAUCAUUGCUGCUUAAAUUCCCAGUUUUCAAAAUGAUGAAUGAUACGAAAUGGUGGGUUCGUGUCAGUGAAUUAACCCUAGAUGAAGCAGUUGAAGAGAUAAAUAACAUGACAAUAGAUUUAAAGAAUGCAGAUAUCGAAUGGGAAGCAUUACUAUCGAAACAACGUCACAAUUACCACAAUAUAUGUGCUUUGGUUAAAACUGGUCCAAUUAGCGUUAGGGUACAUUUAUUUAAGGCAGUAGAUUACACUUAUUCUCUGCAUGCUGGUACUGAGUACUUGAAUAAUAGUUACAAGAAAAAUAUGGAUAGUACGAAGAAAUUAUAUAACUUUCCGAAAUUGGGAUGGGAAAAUUACAGUCCUCCAAUAGAUUUUCAAGUUAUUUCGGUAGACGGUGACCAUCAUUCAAUGAUAUCAGAUCCGAAAAAUCGAUUUUUACUCGGACAACAAAUGACAAAAUGUAUACAGUCAAGGACAAAAACACUUGAACAUACUGUUAGUGCUGAUGAUGGACGCCCGACAAAGCGUUCGAAAUGCAUAUUCAUUUAAGUACAACUUUUGUACAGCAAUAGCAAAAACAAUAAGGCAUUUUCAUUUAACGAAAUGUUGGUUUUUUCUUCUUCCAAAUUAUAAAUGUUUUUGCGUGGUCAUUCGUGAUAAAAAUAGUUGAUGGAACAUGAACAUAAUUAAAUAUGAUAAUUGUUUAGCUCAAGUGAAUGUUUUAUUCCCAAACAUAUAAUAAAGAAUACAUCAAUCUGUGUAUACAAACAGAAAACAUAACUUCUACAUGUCAUCAUAAACCGGGAUAAAUCAUAUAAUUUAAUGGUGCUGACAUCUAUUUUUGCGAUGAAUUCUAUCGCAUUUUUAUAUUUCAAUAACAUUAAAUGUAUUGUUUAUCAUGAUUUGCGAUGACGUUUAACGAUUUGACAUUGGUUUGUUUUCUGUGUGUAUGAUUUUUAUUUGUAUACCCAACAUAUCAAAUCAUAGAGAAAACAUUUUUUUUUGCAAAAUAAUCGUUGACGUUUUAGCGAAUUAUUACAUUAAUUUUGCAAAAUCAUGCAUUAUUUGCAAAAAUCUUUAUCGUAUUUUCAAAAUACUUUUUAAAUUAAUGGGACGUCGGCUGCAUUUUUAAAAAUGUUCUAAGAAUUUAAAUCUAGGAAUAAGACCCGAAACUAGAAAUAAGUAUUCUUUAGAUUACUAUGCUUAUUAAAAAUAUUAUGUAUAGGUAAAAAUUCAUUCCGUUUAAAGUCAGAGAUAGACCGCUUAGAAAGUUUAAGUUUAAAAACCAAUCAUUUCGAGAGAGAAGAGCACAAGUCUAGUAGAAGAGUCUCAAUCAAUAUAAUAGCAAGAUUGCUCCACACAUCAGAAUUGGAAUGAUGAUUUCGAAAUUAACCUUUUCGAAUUUAAGAGUAUCGACGUUAUAAAUAUCAAACAGUUCAGUCAACCCAUGUUAAUUGCAUGAGUGCGCAUAUACAAAGCGCAAUAUGUUUAACAUUUAACGCAUUAAUCUUAUUAUUAUUAUGUUGAAUCAUACUUUGUUCAUCCAAGGACACUUAACGAAUGCCAAAUACCGUUCGUAUAACACCAAACGCACUCACUGUUGGCGAGGUGUGACAUCAGUACUGGAUUCCACAUGAACAUUAUAGUUUGAUUCUUCAUAGUGUCCAAAAUACAUCAGCAGGUGGUAAGUGCACAAUAUUAAAAUCACUUUCGAACAAACGUUAUAAUUCUUCGACCCUUUUUAGGCGAAAAACGAGAUUUGGAACUCUACUUUAAUGAAAAAUAUGAAUCAUUCAUAAAAAAAAGUGUCUUAUUUUCUGCCAUCUAUAAAAACUUAUGGUUUAAUAAUGAACCAAUUGGUAUUGGCUAUCCAAACGAAAGAACAUUUAAACCGAUAUAACCAAAUUGUUUGCUGUCAAACUUUGUCUCGCUCACGCCAACUGUCGCACUGACUCGUUCGUGUACGAAUUGCUGUUAGCGUAAAAGAGACUUUGUUCGCAGUGGACUCAGUUUGGGUGUUCUUUGAAACGAACGGUGGCAAUCAGGAUCAAACACGUCGUAAAAUCAGAACAGACAACAACAAAUGACGAAACAAAACAUAAAUACAUCGAAGACCACAUUGAAAAACCAAAGCUAAGUUACGUCAUUUUCAAAUAUGAAGAUGGAGAUUGUAGAGGACGAUGAACUUUUAAACUAAGCUGCAGCGAAAUAUCACACAUAUUUGAUUUAAUGUUGACACUGAUGAAUGCUUUUUUAUAUUUUAUUGUUAGUUUUUAGUUUUUGAAAUCUUCGAAUAAAUGAAAAAAAAACCAAUA